Messenger RNA from Acomys russatus (golden spiny mouse), 1372 nucleotides. RefSeq names its product msh homeobox 1 (gene Msx1). The record is from RefSeq and is a predicted model, not a curated record. Gene Ontology annotation, molecular function: RNA polymerase II transcription regulatory region sequence-specific DNA binding; DNA-binding transcription factor activity, RNA polymerase II-specific. The transcript has 2 exons. Bases 210 to 1121 code for a protein of 303 amino acids. NCBI's taxonomy places the organism in Eukaryota, Metazoa, Chordata, Mammalia, Rodentia, Muridae. Gene Ontology annotation, cellular component: nucleus. Gene Ontology annotation, biological process: embryonic morphogenesis; regulation of transcription by RNA polymerase II.
UGUGCCGGGGAAUUCGGCCUGCACGCCGCAGGGAUUUAGGCCUAGCUCGCCGGAGCUGGCCUUUGGGGUAGCCGCGGGAGGCUCGCGCGGGAGGGCCGGCCGGGCCAGGGCCCUGGGAAGUCGCAGAAGCCGGCCGUGCUCCCAGCCCGCCCGCAACCCAUGCUCCGGGGCUGGCCCGAGCUGCGGCUGGAGGUGGGGUCCGGCUCUGCAUGGCCCCUGCUGCUGCUAUGACUUCUUUGCCACUCGGUGUUAAAGUGGAGGACUCCGCCUUAGGCAAGCCUGCUGGGGGAGGCGCUGGCCAGGCCCCCGGUGCUGUUGCGGCCACGGCGACCGCCAUGGGCACAGAUGAGGAGGGGGCCAAGCCCAAAGUGCCCGCUUCACUCCUGCCCUUCAGCGUGGAGGCCCUCAUGGCCGAUCACAGGAAGCCCGGAGCCAAGGAGAGCGUCCUAGUGGCCUCUGAGGGGGCUCAUGCUGCGGGUGGCUCGAUGCAGCACUUGGGCACCCGGCCUGGGUCGCUGGGCGCCCCGGACGCGCCCUCCUCUCCGCGGCCUCUUGGCCAUUUCUCAGUCGGGGGACUCCUUAAGCUGCCAGAAGAUGCUCUGGUGAAGGCCGAGAGCCCUGAGAAGCCAGAUCGGACCCCGUGGAUGCAGAAUCCCCGCUUCUCCCCACCCCCAGCCAGGCGUCUGAGUCCCCCAGCCUGCACCCUACGCAAGCACAAGACCAACCGCAAGCCGAGGACCCCCUUCACCACCGCGCAGCUGCUGGCUCUGGAGCGCAAAUUCCGCCAGAAGCAGUACCUGUCCAUCGCCGAGCGCGCCGAGUUCUCCAGCUCGCUCAGCCUCACCGAGACGCAGGUGAAGAUCUGGUUCCAGAAUCGCCGAGCCAAGGCCAAGAGACUGCAGGAGGCCGAGCUGGAGAAGCUGAAGAUGGCCGCGAAGCCCAUGCUGCCGCCCGCCGCCUUCGGCCUCUCCUUCCCUCUCGGCGGCCCUGCAGCGGUAGCCGCAGCCGCGGGUGCUUCUCUCUACAGUGCCUCUAGCCCUUUCCAGCGAGCCGCGCUCCCCGUGGCGCCGGUGGGACUCUACACAGCCCACGUAGGCUACAGCAUGUACCACCUGACAUAGGUGGGUCCAGAGUCACCUCUCUGUGGUGCCACCCUCCUCCUCCAGCCACCUCCUCUAGCAGCGGGAGUCCUUCCUAGAGAGCUCCGCUGCCCGACACCACCUGGCCCCCUUCUCUUAAGUCCCUUGCUAUGGUUCCUCCUGGUCAUCGCUUCCAAAUGCUCCUUCUCCCUCGCCUGACCCCUUCUGGAAAAAAAAAAUGGCUGGAAGGUUCUAGAUGUACACGAGCCAGUUAUAGAUGUGGAAAUUAGGGG